This is a messenger RNA of Cyprinodon variegatus (sheepshead minnow), 4203 nucleotides long. RefSeq names its product transcription factor 7 (T-cell specific, HMG-box) (gene tcf7). Lineage: Eukaryota; Metazoa; Chordata; Actinopteri; Cyprinodontiformes; Cyprinodontidae. The record is from RefSeq and is a predicted model, not a curated record. Gene Ontology annotation, biological process: regulation of transcription by RNA polymerase II; canonical Wnt signaling pathway. Gene Ontology annotation, molecular function: DNA-binding transcription factor activity, RNA polymerase II-specific; RNA polymerase II cis-regulatory region sequence-specific DNA binding. The transcript has 13 exons. Gene Ontology annotation, cellular component: beta-catenin-TCF complex. Bases 343 to 1980 code for a protein of 545 amino acids.
AACAAGUCAUCGGACCUGUCAAUCAAGCGGUCGGCGCCCUUUGAAGUCGGGACUCCUCGCCUUGUCUUGGACUCAAAUGAGCUGUUUGCUGUUGUAGUGAAACAUUAUUCUCCUACCAAGCAACCAGCCGGGGGAAACGCCACAUCUCAACUUUUUCUCUCUAGGUGCUGGGGCUUUCUCUACUUUUUUCUUCUUGGAGGCCACCAAACUGAGGAUAUCUACCUGAAAAAGUCACUUUAUUCUUUUCUUUAUUUAUACUUUUAUUUUUAUUUUUGUUUGUUUGUUUUUUUAACAACUUUAUAAGAGAGGUGGAAAAAACAAGUCUAGGGGAGGGAAGUAGUCAUGCCUCAGCUCAGCAGCGGCGGAGGGGACGACCUGGGAGCGAAUGAUGAGAUGAUAGCGUUCAAAGACGAAGGAGAACAGGAGGAGAAAAUCCAGGAGAACGCCUUCACAGAGAGAGACCUGGCCGACCUCAAGUCCUCUCUGGUGAACGAGUCGGAAAUAAAUCAAAGUCCGAACACGGCGGCGGUCAGACGGGGACAGCAGGGCGAGCACAGGGUCUUCCAGGAUAAACACCGAGAGCAUCUCGAAGGAGUGUCAAAACAACAAGAUGGAGGCAUGUACAAGUCGCCGGCGUAUCCAGGGUAUCCGUUCCUGAUGCUGCCAGACCCUUACCUCCCCAACAGCUCAGUUUCACCAUCCUCGAACAAAGUGUCAGUGGUCCAGCAGUCCCAUGGGAUGCACCCCCUGACGUCCCUGCUGCCCUACAGCAAUGACCACUUCAGCCCCAGUCCUCCACACCUGCCCACAGACAUGAGCCAGAAGACAGGUAGGAGCACACCGACCAACACAUAUGCAGGUGUUCACAGGCACCAGUCCCAGGACCUCUCAGGGUAUUACUCCCUUCCUCCAGGUGGCGUUGGCCAAAUCACUCCUUCCAUGAGCUGGCAGAGCCAGCCCGUCUACCCUGCCUUGUCCCCUUGUGGAUUCAGGCAGCCCUACUCCUCCGGUCUUCCCAGCGCAUCCUCCUACUCCAGGUUCCCUCACUCUUUAAUGCUCGGGCCAUCAGGCGUGCAUCCUACAGGGAUCCCCCACCCAGCCAUAGUACCCUCUUCAGGCAAACAGGAGCAUGAUCAGUACGACAGAGGCAUGUACAUGAAACCACAAAUGGAGGUCAAGCGAGAGAAGGAGCCCAAGAAACCGGUCAUCAAGAAGCCUCUGAACGCCUUCAUGCUGUACAUGAAGGAAAUGAGGGCAAAGGUUAUCGCCGAGUGCACGUUGAAGGAGAGUGCCGCUAUCAAUCAGAUUCUGGGACGAAGGUGGCAUGCUCUGACCCGGGAGGAGCAGGCCAAGUACUAUGAGCUGGCCCGAAAAGAGAGACAGCUCCACAUGCAGCUCUACCCGACCUGGUCUGCUAGGGACAACUAUGAGGCGGGCCUUAGCGGGGUCGCAGGGGAAAAGAGUAAAGCUGAUUGGGGCAAGAAGAAGAGGAGAAAAAGGGAGAAGCAGCAGGACUCCAAUACAGACCCGGGCUCUCCUAAGAAAUGCCGAGCUCGCUUCGGCCUCAACCAACAAACGGACUGGUGUGGUCCUUGCAGGAGGAAAAAGAAGUGCAUUCGCUACCUUCAAGGAGGAGGCUGCCCCAGCCCAUCUUCUUCAGAUCUAAGUGCUAUAGACUCUCCCCCCUCCCCUUCUCCCUCACGCCUCCGCCUCUACCAUCAGCAGCCUGCUCCCUCCCCAGGCUGCUCCCCGCCGCCUGUCUCGCCGUCUACUCGCCUCCCCUCACACACGCGCUUGCACACUCGCUUCCCAUCAGAGCAGUCUGCCGGUAAGCAGACGGACUUCCGGCAGCCCCCGCUGGACAAACACCUCCCGAACACGCACCUGGAACUGUCCGGCAGGCAGACGCACUGCUCUACGGCGCUGUCUGCCGCCAAAGUGGCAGGACUUUCCCUUAAAGUGCUAACAGAGACUCACUGAUCACGAGGAUCCGCUGACUUCACCGUCACUGCUCCCCUUUCCUCGGCUUCCUCUAAAGGCAUGACGCUUAUUCUGGUCACCUGCCUUCAUCUAACAGUUAACAGUCUGUCAGGUUACUGUAAAAGUCCUCAUUCCUAUUUUAUAUCACAGAUAAGGCAAAACAGACAGGUCAAAUAAUAAGAUUGAUUGGUGAAAAUGAUGCAUUUGACACGUUUCUGAUUUAAAUCAAGGUUUGACGUGUAUUUAAAGGUGGAUCAAUCAGAGGUACAAUACACUCAGCUGUACAAGAACAUUCAAAUCUGUUGAGCUUUUAUUCAUGUUUCAACCCUCAGUGAUCUUUAUUAGUGUUUUAUUAAAUAACACAACAUACGACAAGAUGAGGAAAUGGAAGGAAAGAUACAUGUUUUCCUAGAUUUAUCUUGUAGAACUCCGUUCUGCUGCCAUUACAGUUCUUUAGGAUGGGUCUCUAACCUCUGUGGGCAUCUAAAAGCUGAUAUUUCAUCCAUUUCUUCUUAGACUGCUGCAGCUCCAUCAGAUCGUAUGGAGAGCAUCUGUGAAAAUCCAUUAAGUCUUGCUGGUGACCAUCAAAUGGCAUGAAUCUAGACUUUGACUAGGCCAUUCUAACACAUGAAAAUGCUUUGAUUUGAACCACCGGAGCGAAGCUCUGACUAUGUUUACGUGUGUUUUCACUCCCUUCACAUAUUUCUGCAAACAUUCCUGGUAGUUUUAGGGUGAUCUGCAGCGGUUGCUUUCUGCUGCACAUAAAUGCUCAGGAUGUAGACUAGAAGGUAACACGUUGGUCUCAUCUGAACACGUCCUUCUGGCUCCACAACUUAAAUUGAAGCACAUUUUUAAUGGGACUUUAUAAAGCAUUCCUUUAACAAGGGCAUUAUCCUUAUCACUUUUUGAUAAGAGGCACGAUUGCCCUGUCAUCACAUCCUCUCACCUACGAUGAAGCUCUGCAGCUCCUCCAGAGCCACCAUGGUCUCUGAUCUGUUUAGGCUGUUUGCCAUUACUGGGCAGGUUUACAGUUGUUCCAUACUCUUCCAUCAUCAAUGAAUUAUACCUCAACUGUCAACCAGAAGUGAUCCACUGGGUUGUUGAGGAUGGUGAGAAAACUUAUAGUUUCUCGUCUUUUGUAUUGUCAUGAACACUCCUAAUAAAGUACUAUAAUAUUUGUAAUGUGCCAAAAGGUGUAAAAAGUUUAAGUAUAAAGACAUCCUCAGGGCCCUGUAAUCUUGACUUGCCUCGAACAUCUAGAGAUUCAGAGUGGUUUUAACUUUCAGGAUAGUUCCCCUUUAGAGUAAAUUCACAUCAUUUUGUUCAUUACUCAAAAAGAUCAACUGAUAAACUAACAAAUGAGAUUUUAAAGAACCACCGCCUAGCCUAACAGUUAGGGGACAACAUGUAUGAAGGUAGCCGAUUUGUUUUCAGGUAAAUUAUUUCCCAUUUUUAUGUCUCAUAGCUGUACCUGAUCUGUAAACGUGAGAAGAGCUGUAGGCAGUCCAGCUCGAUCUCUGAUCUCCUGGGAAAACCAUGUUUUUAAGCUGCAACGUCGCCAUGUGUUGCUGUUUUCAGAGCGGUGAAGCAGACCCCCAUGUCACUUCUUUUAGCACUUUUAGGCUUCCAAUCUCUGGCUUAAAAAACAUUUUUUUUACUACUUUUUUUUGGUCUAAGAAUCUCAAGUCAUUUUAUAGGUCAUUUUUUUUUGUUAAGAUUUGUUUUCUCUUACCUGCAGCUCCAUAACUAAUCUGUGACCAAUGGGUACUAUUAUAUUGCAUUGUCUUGUAAAGUUUUAUAUUAUAAAAAAAAUAACUUUUGUAUGUUUUUAUGGAAUAAAAAGGUAAAUUGCUUUAAAAAAAUAUAGUUUCCAAUUUUUUCUAAAAAGUAAUGUUUUGUCCCUUUUUGUGUACAUUUUUUUUUUGCAGUCCAGUAUUUACUGCAGAAGCCUUCAAACUAUAUUUUGUGUUCUCGUUCUGUGCAUGUUUCACAUGUAAUGUUACAUUUCAAGCAAAAGGGGGGAUUUUUGUAUUUUUUAUUUUAAUGCUUUCUUGCAGCUUCAAACUCAGCUUUUAAACGAUGGAAUAAAUAUAGGCUGAGCCUUUGUACUAUUCUUCUCCAGCAGAUGGAGCCAUAGGCAUAAAAAAAACUGGAAAAAGUCUUUGUACCUUCAUGCUUUGAACCCUCUGAUGUAUUGUUUUUGUUUGAUGUUAUUAAAAGUGU